This is a messenger RNA of Dermacentor silvarum, 741 nucleotides long. RefSeq lists its product as uncharacterized. The coding region runs from base 1 to 741 and encodes 246 amino acids. Lineage: Eukaryota; Metazoa; Arthropoda; Arachnida; Ixodida; Ixodidae. Gene Ontology annotation, biological process: DNA integration. Gene Ontology annotation, molecular function: nucleic acid binding. The transcript is spliced from 2 exons. The record is from RefSeq and is a predicted model, not a curated record.
AUGAUAGGCAUCAAGGCAUCAACCGGUGCAAAGCUCUGGCUCGGUAAUCAGGUGCAGUGCUCGGAACCCAUUUUGCCGUCAACCACUCCAACUCGGCCCUGGGAAGAGGUGGGCGUAGAUCUUUUUCAUUUGAACGGCCUGGACUACAUCCUUCUGGUGGAUUACCGGUCACGCUUCCCGGAGGUCAUCAGCCUGCGCUCGACGUCAGCACCUGCAGUCAUCAACGUCAUCAAGAGCGUCUUUGCGCGCCACGGGAUCCCGAAACUGGUGCGCAGCGAUAACGGUCCUCAGUUUGCUGCAAGAGAGUUCUCUGCCUUCGCCGAUUCCUACGGUUUCCGCCACGCCACUAGCAGCCCCCAUUUUCCACAUUUGAAUGGGAAGGUGGAACGGAUGGGGAGUACGGUCAAGGACCUGCUGCAGAAGGCGGAUGAUCCCUACCUUGCGCUUCUGGCAUACCGGGACACCCCUGGGGUAAACAGAGUGAGCCCUGCUCAGCUGCUCAUGGGCAGGCGCCUACAGACCCGGGUACCGAAGGCGUCGCACCAGCUGGAGCCUACCUGGCCGCCGUCGGUCCCAUUCACUCGGCGUGACCAAGAUAACCGGAGGCGCCAAGCAUCCGACUUCAACAGAAGACACGCGGCUCAUGAACUCAGACCUGUUCAGGCAGGCAAGCAGGUCUCGGUACGGGACGUCAACUCCCCCGCGAUCGUCAUGGGGCUGGCUCAACGCCCUCGGUUAUAG